UUAAAUCGUUGUAUUUGUGUCAACGACAGGAAGUUGUCCUGGCUAACAGCUGUUGGCAGGUGGAAGCGAUCAUUGAUGAUUAUUGAUCAUAAUUGACGAUUUAUUGGAGGAAGGUCAGGAGACGACUCAGCAGGGUCCGUUACCAUGGCGAUAACGUGGGAUGAUUUGUGCCCUUAUUAUUGGACCUUUUUCAAUUCAAUAAUUUAUUAAUUCACAGAUUCACUUUGUUCAUGUUCCUUCUUCUUUUUUUCUUCUCCUCUCCUUUGCCUCGUCCCUUCAUCUUCCCCAUCCCUCUCUCUGCCUCUCUCUCUCUCUCUCUCUCUCUCUCUCUCUCUCUGUCUCCAUUCUUCCCUGUCCUCUCUCGGCCUUCGUCCUCGACGCCUCUCUUCCUCUCUCAAUCCAUCUACUUUAUCUCCCUCCCCCCUCCUUCAUGCCCCUUCCCUCCACCCAUCCCUCUAUCUCUCUCUCUCUCUCUGUCUCCCUCCCUCCCUCUCCCUCCAUCUCUCUCUCUCUCCCUCCCUCCCUCUCUCUUUCUCUCUCUCUCUCUCUCUUUCAGGUCAAUGAGAGGCAGCAGCAGCUCGGUCUGAAGAGCAAAUCCUCCCUCGUUUUCUCUCCUUUACCUCCUCCCUCUUUUCUUUUAUCAUGCUCUCCUCACUUCCAUAUGAUGAAGAACACAGUUGUCUUAUUUUAGCAGCCCUACCUUCCACCUCCUCCUCUUCUUCCUCCUCUUCCUUCUCGCUUGCCCUCCUCUCUCCUGAGUUUUGACUCCCUCUCUUUUUACAAACACACACACUCACACGCUGAAAAAUGAAGCGUGGGUCGAGUGUGUUGCAGCCUCCCUCUGAUGCAGCCAAACGACACACACACCCUGCAAACGCACACACACAGACACACACCAGUGGUAGUGUUGGUGGGGAUGCUCGUUCACUAAGUGUGCCCAACACACAUGCGGAACGCACACAGGACACACACGCCGAAGGUUCAAGCCCUUUCCCGGCAGCCACCUCUCUGUUCAGCCCUGAUGUCAGCACCAAGAUGGCGUCAGACCUUCUCAUCAAGCUGUCAGAGGCCACCCAGAAGGCCCAGGUGCACCCUGGGAUCCUAAUGGAGGCGGAGCCUCAGCGGCGGGAGGCUCUGCUGCAGGUGCGGGGCGGUCAGCAGGACGAGCCGGGCCUCGCUCUCUCUCCAGACGGCCCUGGGGCGAGUCCUGAGCCGCCAUCCCUCACGCACACACCCGAUGGCAAUGCCACCACGGACACGCUGGCUUCAGACCUGCUGAGGAAACUGGCAGAACGCCAGGAAGUGAACUGCCAUGACGUCAGGAUCAAAGAAGAGGAAGAACCAAUGGAAGUGGACACAAGGGCUGUCUCUGACCUCAUCCGUGAUCGAUCGGGUACACGAGACACUUCCUCAUCUUCCCCAAAGAUGGCGAACCACCAUCUGGUCAUCAAAUCAGAAGACCAGGGUCUCCACAGAAACGAGGAUCACGAAGGCAAAAUGUCUGAACAGUGUCUCCUAGGUCUGAAGAUGGAGGACAGCUUCUUCACUGAAGGCUCUGGCUCAAAGACAGGCGAUGGCGCCGCCUCUGGUUCCAGCACGUUUCCGUUUCAUGGCGUCUCUGGGACUAAGAUGACAAAUCUUCUCUCUGGAGUCAAGAUGGAGGAGCAGUUUCUCUUUAAAGCAAAACUUGCAGAGCGGCCUUUCUCCUCAGCAAAGUUUCUCUCCGGAGUCAAGAUGGAGGACGAGUUUUAUUCAGGUGUCAAAAUGGAGAACCAGCUUCUCUCUGAGGCUGAGGUGAUGGACCCGGUGUUUUCCAGAGCAAAGGCAGAGGAGCAGCUUUUCUUUGGAGCCAAGAUGGAGGACCCGUGCCUCAGGGCCGUGCUGUGGCAGGACAUGUCGGUGAACCUGGCGUCCACGCUGCUGCACCAGCUCUCAGAGAGGGUCAGUAAAUCCAACAGUCAGCCAAUGAACAGGUCGACUCCGCCCAUCAGAAGCAGCCCUGUUUUGAAGCUGAAUGGAGACCCACUCCGUUCCCCCUCACUUGUGAAGAAACAGGAACCUCCACAUGAAAUGCAAACCGGCCUCAGCAGGGAUCCAACUGCAGGUUACUUCUACAGGUGUCAUGUGUGCGGGUUUGAAAUGGAGGGGCGUGUCCUUUUCCAGAGUCACAUGACAGAACACCGCCAAUGGGAGCACGGAUCCUUCUCGCUACGCUGCUGCGUGUGCGACUACUCGACCAAUCAGGAGGCAGAGAUGAGGGCUCACGCCGACACGCACCUACACAGCGACUCCGGCGUCAGUGGAGACGUGAGAUGCCCCAUCACCCCCCCUGCCACCAUCACCGCCUCCUCCAGCAGUGCUCUGGCAGUUGCCAUGGCAACCCCACCGGAGAAGAGCACCUCCGAGCAUCGCUGCCGCAUCUGUCAGAGGUCGUUUCCCGGGCAACAGGAGCUGCUGGUUCACUUCCAGGGUCACCGCCAAGGCAACCAGUACCGGUGCGACCGGUGUGGUCACCUGACGCGGACAGCCAACAAGCUGGUGGAGCACGUGCGCGUGCACACGGGCGAGCGGCCGUUCACCUGUGACCUCUGCCCCUACAGCGCCAAGCGGCGGGACAGUCUGCGGCUGCACUGCAAGGUCAAGCACGCCGCGCACGUCGGGGGGAGCGCGGCGGACGCACCCGGCGACGUGCACACGCACCGCUCCUACGUGCACGGAGACAAUCAGCGCUCAAACAAACACGUCCAGCGGCUGCACACACCGCUCAACACACACACUGCUGCUCCCUCCUCCUCCUCCUCCCUUCCUCCUCUUCAUCCCUUGCUCUCCGACCGGGCAGGAUGGAGGGAUUUGUCUCCUCUCCUCCCCAUCACAACGCUCAUCUCUCUGAAACCUCGCUCUCCUCCGCCCCCCAACUCUUCCUCCUCCUCCACCAAACACUCAUUUCUCUGUUACCUUGGUCUGACAACCUCUUUAUAAACCUUCUUUGUCCUCCUCUGCUCGCUUCUUGACUCCCCUCCUCCUCUUUCAUCCUCAUUUCCCUGCUUCCUCCUCUUUUGUACUUCACUUCUCCUCUUUUGACCUUCUCUCCUUCUCAUUUCCUUGCCUUGCCUUUUUUUUCCUCCUAUAUUGAUGCCAUGCUUCAUCUUAUGUCAUCUCCUUGUUUCCUCCUCUCUCUUCCUUUCCUUGUUACCUCUCUCCUGGCCUACACUUCUCCUCUUCCUUCCUUCUUCUAAUUUUCUCUUUUCCAUUCUUCUCAACUCCUCUGUUGCUUCCCUCCUUAUUUCCUCUCCUCUGCUUGACAUCCCGUUUCAUCUUCUUGUUCCUUCUCCUCUCCUCCUUUCCUCUCCCCAUCCUCUAUCCAUCCUCUGGACUGUUAAAGUGAUGGAUGUAAAGCUCUGUAAUGUAUCUGAGGAACUUUCACUCAACACUAAGUAUGAGAAUGUCAAAUAUGCUUGAUGCACUGAAAAAACACACAAAGAACGUUUUGAAUUUACCGAACUUUUUGCAUCAUGCUCGUGAUCUUUGCUGCCUGCUUUUAGCUGCUCAUGUAAUCACUAAACUCUUUGGCUAUUUAACCGACAUAUUUAUUGCUUGUCUCUCUCUCUCUCUCUAUCUUGCUCUCUCUCGCUCUCUCUCUCUAGUCUUUCAGAAACCCUGCACUUAAAAAUCCUCUCGUCACAAUUUGCACAAAAACAAACACUCAAGAUGCUUAAAUGUAAAGAUUGUUUAUUCAUUCUGUCCUUUUGUUUUUGAGAAAAUCACCAGAAAGAAGUCGUCUAGUUUUCCUAAGUUUUCCUAAAAUAUGUGAGAUAAUUUCACCUGUUUCAGAAAAACAUUAUGUUUAUCAACCUGUGAUGUUAUAGGUCAUCGCUUUCAUGUCAUACAUGUUUUUAGAGAACUCGACGCAGCUCCACCAGGUUUAACUCUCAUCUGACAACAUUAAAUCUUUUGAAAUCUGUUUUAAGGCUUCAACAACAUUUAAUUUCAUCACAGUUAAAUCUGCUCAGUCGAAUGUAAGAUCUCCAGGCUGCGAGAACUUAGAGAUUCAGUUUAUGAUUCAACAUAGAUGACACAAUAAACCAGGAAAUAUCCAGAUCUGAGAAGCUGUUUUAAAGUUUUGGCAUUUUUAUUUAUGACUUCAUUAUAAUUAUUUAAUAGUUCAUAUUCCUGAAUGAGAAUCAUCUACGACGACUUCUGUCUCUUCCUGCUUUGGGGAUUUUUAAGGGGACGAGGUUUCUGGCAGACAGUGAUGCUAUUUUUAAUAUUUGUGUUGUAUAUUGAUAAUAAUGUAUUUGUGUUUACAUGGCGACACAGGGCUCCUCAGAGUCUGACUCGUCAACAUUUAAAGUUGCACUACACGUUGGUUCACUGAGAUCAAAAAUGUUUAUUUUAACUCUUAACAAACCAGAAAGACGAGUAAUGUUAAAAACCACAAACGUUCAAUGAAUUUAACAAUUUUACAUUUGUUUUUCCAUGUUGCGUUUACAUUACAGA
Molecule: messenger RNA, 4497 nt
Organism: Platichthys flesus (European flounder)
Lineage: Eukaryota; Metazoa; Chordata; Actinopteri; Pleuronectiformes; Pleuronectidae
Exons: 8
Coding region: 808-2979 (723 amino acids)
Biological process (GO): regulation of transcription by RNA polymerase II
Molecular function (GO): RNA polymerase II cis-regulatory region sequence-specific DNA binding; DNA-binding transcription factor activity
Source: RefSeq, a predicted model, not a curated record